Guillardia theta CCMP2712 is the source of this 1446-nucleotide messenger RNA. RefSeq names its product kinesin-like protein. The coding region runs from base 1 to 1446 and encodes 481 amino acids. Lineage: Eukaryota; Cryptophyceae; Pyrenomonadales; Geminigeraceae. The record is from RefSeq and is a predicted model, not a curated record. The transcript has 15 exons. Gene Ontology annotation, biological process: microtubule-based movement. Gene Ontology annotation, molecular function: microtubule motor activity; microtubule binding; ATP binding.
AUGUCUCAGGUCUUCUUGUCCUCCCUACUCCUCCCUCCUAUCCCUCUUCCCUCUCUCUCCCUCCUCUGGCCCUCUACUCAUAUCCCUCCUCCUCCCCGCCCUUCUUGCCUCCCCUCCCCUCCCCUCCCCUCUCUGUUCUCCUCUCCUCCCUCCUCAUCAACCGGUCUCAUUCCCCUGACGUCCCUGCAGGAUCUGGACAAGAAGCUCAAAGAGAACAAGGAGCUCACUGACCGCGUCGAGCAGCUCUCAGCGUUCAAGGAGCGAGCAGAGAAGGCGGAGGCAGCGCUGGAGGAGAAAGAGAAGACGCUCAAGGAGCUGGAGGGAGAGUACAAGAAGGAGGUCGCCCUCCGCAAGAAAUAUUACAACCAGAUCGAGGACAUGAAAGGAAAGAUCAGAGUCUACGCUCGUUGCCGCCCCUUCGCCAAGUAUGAGAUCGAGAAGCCCAUUCCCUCUCUCUCCUUCCCUCCCUCCCUCCCCUCCCUUCCCCUCCCUUCCCAUGUUCUGCCGUGCUCCUCGCCCUCUACAUUGCUUCUUGCUCGCUGUCUCCCACUUAUCUUCGAGGGCGUCUCCUACCUCGUUCAGUCGGCGGUGGACGGCUACAACGUCUGCAUCUUCGCCUACGGGCAGACGGGGUCAGGCAAGACGUUCACCAUGUACGGCAAGAAGGAUGACGAUAACCUCCGCGGCAUUGCUCCUCGAGCGAUGAAGGAGUUGUAUGAAAUUGUGGAGCGAGACAGCCAACAUUAUGAGUUCGAGGUCUCAUGCUACAUGCUUGAGCUCUACAACGAUCAACUGAUCGACCUGCUGGUCGACAAGAAAGCCAAACCUGUCAAGCUCGACAUCAAGUUGGAUGCCAAGGGGAUUGUAGUUGUGAGUGGCGCAAAUGUGAAGGGACCCUGUCGGACAUACGAAGAACUAUCAGCAUGGAACGAGUACGGCAUGAACCAACGGCAUGUCGCGGCGACGUCGAUGAACGCUGAGAGCUCCCGAUCGCAUCUUGUCUUCAGCGUUCUGAUCCAAUCGAAGAACUUGCAGACUGGAGUCGUGAGCUUCGGAAAGCUCACGCUCGUUGACUUGGCCGGUUCUGAACGACAGAGCAAGACAGGAGCAACAGGUGACCGCCUGAAAGAAGCAAAAUCCAUCAACAUGUCACUGUCUGCACUGGGAGAUGUGAUCUCUGCUCUGUCUCAGGGGGAGAAGUUCGUGCCUUACAGGAACAACCUCUUGACGAGGCUGCUCCAGGACGGUAUUGGUGGCAAUGCGAAGACUCUGAUGUUUGUCAACAUCUCACCGUCCGACUACAACUCGGAGGAAACUACAACAUCCCUUCAGUACGCAUCGCGAGUGAAGUUGAUCACAAACGACGCGAGCAAAGCACAAGAAUCUGCAGAGAUUCAGGUGAGGGAGGAGGAGACGACAGGCAGGAGAGUGGUGGGAGGAAGUUAG